Molecule: messenger RNA, 2933 nt
Organism: Ananas comosus (pineapple)
Lineage: Eukaryota; Viridiplantae; Streptophyta; Magnoliopsida; Poales; Bromeliaceae
Product: putative disease resistance RPP13-like protein 1
Exons: 2
Coding region: 1-2769 (922 amino acids)
Biological process (GO): defense response to other organism
Molecular function (GO): ADP binding
Source: RefSeq, a predicted model, not a curated record
AUGGAGGCGCUGGAAGCUCUUUUCGGGAACUGCUCACAGAAGCUCUCUGCUUUAAUCCAGGAUGAGGCGGCGAUGAUUCUCGGAGUGAAGGAAGAGCUCGGGAAGCUGCAGAGGAGGAUGAAGCGGAUCGACGGCGCGCUGAAAAAAACAGGGCGGGAGGGGACCGAAGAUGCUGCUUGGUUGAAUGAGCUGAGAAGUAUCUUGGAUGAAGCGAACGACUUGUUUGACGACGUCAGGCACGAGGUCACCCAAAAAUAUUCAGGUGCUCGAUUAUUGCAGGACAUCAUUCGAAAAGCCGGAGGUAGUCAUGGAAGUGCCGAACGGGUUUCAGACCUGCUCCCUAUUCUCAGCCGGACUCUUGGAGGGAGGAGAAUCUUUCUUGUGCUGGACGACGUAUGGCGAUCGACCGUAUGGACUGAUUUACUCCGUAACCCGCUGAGAAACGGAGCAGCUAGUGGAUGUGUUCUGGCGACCACGAGAGAUCAGAACGUUGCGAUGAGAAUGGGCGCGAAACACAUUCACCAGGUGGAGAAAAUGACUGUUGAUUCAGGCUGGGAGUUGCUUUGCAAGAAAACCUAUCUAGAAGAAGAUGCACAAAGUUUGAGAAGCGUAGGGGUUCAGAUUGUUAAUAAAUGCGGCGGCCUUCCGCUUGCAAUCAAAGUGAUUGCCGGUGUCUUAACCACCAAGGAGAAAAGCAGAAGAGAGUGGGAGAGAGUUCUCAAGAGCCAUGCUUGGUCUAUGAGUGAGCUCCCUGAGGAAUUCAGAGGUGCUCUCUACUUGAGUUACCACGAUUUGCCGCCUCAUCUGAAGCAAUGCUUUCUUUCGUUUUGCCUUUACCCUGAGGAUGAUGUACACUGCAUUUGGGAUCUUCGCAGGAUGUGGGUGGCAGAGGGGUUUGUCGAGCAAGAAGAAGGUUUAACAAUGGAAGAGUUAGCCGAGCAAUACUAUUUCGAGCUAAUACGAAGGAGUCUACUACAACCUGAUCCUCGUCAUGUGGAUCAAAGAAGGUGCGAAGUACACGAUCUCUUGCGAUCUCUCGGUCAAUAUUUGUCACAAGGUGAAAGUUACUAUGGAGAUUCACAGUCCUUGGAUGCUACUGCAAUCUCGAAGCUUCGCCGCUUGUCAAUUGCUGAGGGCAGAGAGAUUGUUACAAUCCCUGCUCCAGAAACUGAGCGGCUACGUUUGAGGACAUUACUACUAACUGCAAGUCCACCUAGAAUUGAGCACUCUCUUUUCUCUAGAUUUCCAUAUCUCCAAGUGCUGCUUCUUAACGGAAAAGGGAUUGAAUGCAUUCCUGAUUGUGUGGGAAAUCUAAUACACCUCCGAUUGUUAGAUCUUGAUUGGACUAGCAUAUCCAAUCUGCCGGACUCUAUUGGAUUGCUAAAAAAUUUGCAGACUUUAAACCUACAACAUUGCAAAUUCUUGAACACACUUCCAAGGAGCAUCACUCACUUAUCCAGUCUUAGACGGCUUGGCCUUUCUGGUACCCCUUUAAGGCAUGUCCCCGAAGGAAUAGGGAGACUGCAACUGAUAAAUGACCUCCAAGGAUUCAUUAUUAACGCAGAUGAUAGUUGCAAUUCUGAACGAAAUAGUUGGGACUUGGAAGAAUUAAAAUCACUUGGCCAACUAAGGUGGCUCGGAUUACAUAUUUUGGAGGGAAAAAGGAACGCAAAUUCUAUGCAGCCCACAGAUGAUACGAUAGAUCAAGUGAGAACAGCAGCUCCUCCAGGAAAUGGGGCUUUUGUACUGGCAAAUAAAGCCUUCCUAAAAGAACUAGCCGUAUCCUGCACACCGCAAACAGAGAGGGCAGAAGUGCCGCCAUACACAGAGGAGGAGAUCAGUAAGAUUGAAGACACCUUUGAGAAAUUGCACCCUCCAACUUGUUUAGAACGAUUAUGGGUCGAAAACUUUUACAAUCAGCAUAUUCCGAGUUGGAUGCUGUCGUCGUCUUUGGGUACUUAUCUUCCUUAUCUGACAUAUGUGAAUUUCAUAGGUUUGCCACUAUGCCCACAACUUCCACCUCUAGGCCAAUUGCCGCAUUUGAGGUAUCUCCAAAUCAGAGAGGCUUUGGCCAUUGUAACUAUUGGUCCGGAAUUACUCGGUAAUGGGGUUGGUGAUGGGGUGCACGCAGCAGCGGCCUUUCCUAAGCUUGAAUUUCUUUUCAUGAUAGACAUGCCUAAUUGGGAAGAAUGGUCCUUAGUUGGCAGUGAAACAGGUAAGUCAUCAUCUUGCUCGCUUCGAGUUAUGCCUCGUUUAGAGGAAUUGCGUGUGAUAUAUUGCCCAAAACUUAGAGCACUUCCAAAAGGUUUGCAGCAACUCAGAGCACUCCGGAUUUUGCAAGUUGAACGAGCUCAUAGCCUAAGUGUAAUUGAGGACUUCCUGUUCAUUACUGAGCUUAAAAUCAUAAAAAAUGACGGCAUGGAAAGGAUCUCAAAUCUUCCUGCACUAAGAAAGCUCACCAUCUGGGACAACUCGGCUCUAAAGUGCGUCGAUAAUUUGGUUGCACUACAAUACCUAGAGUUGCAAGAUUACUCUAUGAAGUCCCUCCCAGAAUGGUUGUUGAGACUGGCCCAGCAGCGCGCUCAUCUUCGUGACAACAACCUCGAACUUGUCAUGCGCUGUAGUGCCGCCAUAAUUCAGAGAUGCCUCAAGGGAGGGCCGGACUGGCCCAUCAUCGAGUGCUUUUCUCGUGUCAGUGCCUACACCGAAGAUAGAUCAGCACAUCUUGAAUAUACCAAGCAAAGUGGGUGUUAUCGAACUAAUCAAUGAAGGUAAAACCGGUGAAAAUUUUCCUACUUCUCUUCUCAUUUUGUUUCUUUUCUUUAUCGAUUAGAUGUUUUGUACUUCAAACUGUUAUGUCUCGCAUCAUCUGAAAUUUGAAACUCAACUGCAUUCUCUAUGCUAGUUCAUGAUAUUCCGUAGUCUUCUCUCUA